This is a messenger RNA of Cavenderia fasciculata, 3060 nucleotides long. RefSeq lists its product as uncharacterized. The record is from RefSeq and is a predicted model, not a curated record. The coding region runs from base 1 to 3060 and encodes 1019 amino acids. The transcript is spliced from 5 exons. Lineage: Eukaryota; Evosea; Eumycetozoa; Acytosteliales; Cavenderiaceae.
AUGGCUCAACCCCAUAUAAAAAAUGAUUGGUUCAAUGUUCUUCUUGAAAAUUCUUUUCAGCAUUCAUCUCUUCCAAUAAGAUAUCUACCUUAUAAUUUGGUUGAAGCCAGAGAAAGAGAGAAAAUGAUCUUAUUGGAAGAGAUAAAUGAUGACGAUUGUGGUUUAAGGCAUUGUGAUUGUUAUCUCGAGGAUAGGAUGCAAUUACCAUUUAUAAUUCAAUCAAAAAUUAUUUAUUUAUCUUGUUCCAGAAAACACCAGCAGCAUCAUUUAAAGAUAACCGAUCUAUUUAAAAUAGCUGGUGUAUCAAAGAAAUGGAGGGAAACUGUAAAAAGAAAUAUGAGUGCGUCAUAUCCACUCUUAUUUAAUCCAUUGGUACAUUGUAUUAGUGAAUUCAAACAACACAGUUCCAAUCUACUUUGUCUGUUUGGUAAUCCCCAAAAGAUAAGUUUAGAUAAUAGUAAAGACAGAGAUUAUGAUCGAUUCAAGAGUCGUAUGCAAUUUAAAAGAAAUUUAAAUUUCAUUGGUUCUCAAGAGCAGACACAAUGGUUCAUUAAUACAUUCCUACAAGAAAUUCAUACGAUAGAGAAUAUAGCAAUUUAUAAACACUCUAUUUGUUUUCUCAAUCAAGUAUUCAAGUGUCAACUACCUAGUCUAAAGUUACUAGAUUUCCAAUCAGCAGAGAAAUCCUAUUAUUUGAUGAAUCAUCUUUUAAUAAAUAAGGAUCAUUCUCAUUCAAUCAAUCAUACAGUGGUAUCCAAUAUUGAAUCUAUGACUAUAUCACUGUGUCAUUUAGAUUGGUGUAGAAAUCUAAACCACUUUCAAAAUUUAAAGAGUUUGGAUUGUACAAUCAAUGAAGAAUUUAUUGGAACUAUGUCGACCAAUAUUCCACAGUCUGUUACCAACCUAUCCAUUUCAGUCAUACCAAGUAGUACCAUCGAAUCUCCAACUAUUCGUAUUCCACCAAACUUUCUACCCAAGUCGUUACAUUGUCUAAAAUUAGGGUGUCAUUCAAAAUCAUUUGAAAUCGAUCACCUUUUAGAUUGUAUUUCAAAACUUGGCAAUACAUUUGAAAAGUUGGAUUAUAGAAUCGAUAUUGACCAUCUAUCACUACCAUAUCUCAAAGAUACUAGAAUGAAAGAUAUUCAAAUUAAAGUAUCAAAUAAUGUAGAGAGAUACUUGAUCAAAGAAGCUAUAUUAUCAUCAACCAUUCAAAGACUUGAUAUUGAAAUGGAAAACAUAUCAGAUUCAUCUUUUGGAAUUCUAACAGCUCUGUUAUUGGAUAGUGAGUUAGACAAUUUAGAAUAUCUAAAGAUUCGGUCAUCAAUGAAUGAUAAUGAUGAUUUGGAUCAAGUAUCAGCAGAUGAUAAAUUAAUAACCAAUUUCAUUGUAUUGGUAAUUACCCAACUUAAAUCACUCAAAGAGUUUUCAACAACAAUCAUACCAUCAAACUUUGCCAACAACCAAGUUGAAAUGAAAGAAUGGUCCAAUCAAAUAAUUAAUUCCCUUCAACAAAGCAAAUCAAUUAAAUUUAUAUCACUCAAUAACUUCUUUCAAGAUAAUAAUAAUAAUAAUAGUAUGUCUAUUCCAAAAUCAUUAUAUUCAUUACCCUUUAUGGGAGAGAUAUUAUUACCAUUUAUAAUACAAUCAAAUAUUAUUUAUUUAUCAUGUACUAGUAGAAUUAGAUAUCAGCACAAAAAUGUAAAUACAAAGAUUAAAGAGUUGUUUGGUAUUGCUGGAGUAUCAAAACAAUGGCGUGAAUUGGUAAAGAGAUGGGUUAAAGAUGUCAUCCCACUAACUUUCUCACCAAUGUUACACGAGAUUGAAGAGUAUUUGCAACAUACUGCUCAUCCACUCUGUCUGUUUGGUAGUACUCAAAAGAUUGAUCUUUUGGGGUCACCCAAUCGACUAGAAAAGUUUGUUCAACUCAUGACCAAAGAUCAAACACAAGACGAUGGUGGCAGUGUAUCAGACUUUCUAGAUGGUAUCUCUUCCAUCGAUCUUAGAUAUUUAAACACCAAAUCAAAAGACUCUAAACCAUUCAUACAUCUACUUUUUCAAUACCCACUACCAAACCUAAAAUCAUUGAAAAUGCCAGAGAUCAAUACAUUUGAACAAGACAAGAUUCUAUUUUAUUCGGGUGGUCUUGUUGACCCGUUGGUUCAACUUGAAUCGCUCACCAUUACUAUUGACGAUUCAGAUGAUAUUGAUUGGUGUUUAGUAUUGAAAGAAUUUAAAUGUUUGACCAAAUUGGAGAUUACAUUGAACAAAACAUACCUAUCUCUUGAAACUAUCUUUUCAAGUGUUCCACCAACCGUCACUGACUUUUGUCUACGUACACUUAUCCAAAUCAACAAUCAAUCGAUUUCACUUGGCUUUCUACCACCAUCCAUUCAAACUUUAAAGUUACCUAGACUCAUCUUCCAACACCAUAUCCAAGAUUUGUUAAAUUAUACUCUCUCAAGCAACAUCGGUAAAUUAGAGUAUCAAAUUGAUAUCAAUAGUCAGUCUCUAUCAGUUCUAUCACAAACCAAAAUGAAAUCAAUUAAAAUCAAAUUAUUUCAAGAUACACAUUGUCAACCUACCCAAGCAAUCCUUUCAUCAUCAAUUGAAAAGAUUCAUAUAGAAUGUGAUUUGGGUGAAAAGUCACUCUCAAUUCUCCAAACCAUGUUGACAAACCUACCAAACCUCAAAGAACUGGUCUUACAAAUUUCAAAAACAGACCAAACUCUUGAAAUUCUGUUUGGUCUACUCACACAACUCAUCAACCGGUCAAAGCAUGUCAAAAGGGUAAAAAUCAUUAGUACUCCCUAUUUAACAUUUCCACAAGGCAAUCAUAUAGUCACUACCUACAAUCAAUUACUAGAUGCAUUGGUACAAAGCCAAUCAAUUUAUGAAUUUAAAUAUUUCCAUCAAUCGUCAAAGAGUACCACAUCUACAUCAUCAUUCAACUUUUAUACACCAAUCAAACUGCCAUUAGUUGCAACUGACAAUCGUUAUGAAUUACAAAUAUACAAUACAAAUAAUUUAAAUAUUGAUAUUAUUAAUAUUAAAAAGAUUUAA